CAAAUACCACGCCUCAUAUUUUUGACUGUCCAUUGUUUGCUCAUUGGAAUUGUUUACUAUGCACCUGCAAGUACAGGAAAGCUUAUCAUCUUUAAUAUGAUGAACCACACACAAUAAGUUAUUGUCCCAUUCACAAAAGAAUAGAGAUGUAUUCCUUAAUCCUUUUCUUUCUCUCAUCUACUUCUCCUCCCAUCUCCCAGUUGUUAAAAAUGAAAACAAUGUAGAGUAUUCCAAGGUCAGGCCUGGACUAUGUGUAGAUAAAGCGCAGGUUUCCCAGGCUAUUAGAAACAACAGCGACUUCCUUUGCUUCACAUCACUCCUACUGGACGUAGUGGCUGAAGCAUCUUCUAUCUCAUCCUGGGACCAAGACAAAAAAAUCGUCUCCCUACUAAACCACAUUUUCUUUGAUAAGUUGAAACCAACCCUGCCUGGCAGACAUGUCCCUGCUGCUUGUUGUGUCUCUUGUGUUGGUUGCUUGUCAGCUUGGAAGGGCGUCCGUCCUUCGUCAUUCAGUAGAAGAAACCCAAGAUGCACACCCUUCUCCCAUCAUCAGGACCAACAGAUGCCUGGGAGAACCACUGCAGAGCAUCCGUAAGGUCAUACUGGACUCUAUGAAUCUGCAAACUGAGCCCCGCGUGUCCAUUCACCAAAUGGAUCUCAUUCGAGAGCAGUGGACACAUGCAUUAAAUAACACCAACAAUUUUGAGGCUACACGCCUCAACAUGGCAGAAAACUCCACAUCCUCUAGCACAGGACCUUCAACUGUAUCACAGUGCUGCAAGUUUGCUUCUCAGAUUUUCACUAAGGAUCUAGGCUGGGACAAGUGGAUCGUCUACCCACAGAGCUUCACCUACAUCCAGUGCCGUGUGUGUGACCAACAAGGCAAAGUUCACUGCAUGGAAGAUGACCCCUUGGCUUUGGAUCCGGCUUUUCCUACCCCACAGAAGCUGUGCUGCGAGGCAACUCAGCAGGACAACGUGCCGUUUCUGUACCUGGAUGAAACAAACAGCCUUGUCAUUGCCUCCGUCUUCCUCACCCGUGAAUGUGGCUGCAGCCAUGGUGACAACCCACAAGCCCCUAAUCCGUGAUAGGUCCCAUCCUUGGUUUCAGAUACCUCCCCCUACCUCUUUGGUUCAUGCAAGUCUUUCACUGACUCUAAAACCCAUCAUGUCAUCAUUAUGUUAAAUGUGGACCCACUGCAUGAUGGUGCUCCCAGAGUUAGCUAAGCUUUGUAGCUCACUGCAACUUGAUUAACAGAAAAAUUCUAGGGUAGAUUACUGGUGAUCCGUGGUCGUGGUGCUUCGUCAUGCGUGCCUGCACGGCAGUAUUUUUAGGCGAGACUGAACAGAAAUAAUAAAUCACUUUAAUUAGGUUCACAUUACUGUUUUACAGCUUCAUAGUUGGAGUCUGGUGAGGUAUUAAAUAACAGCUACUGAGUGUUCCUCACAAAUAUGUGAGCACUGCUGCUUAGCUUAGCCAUGCCAGACUUUUCCCAGACUGAGCCUCUCACAUUUCCAGAUAAACAGCAUUAGAAUGUUAACACAGCAAAACUGACUUUCAUCUGAACUGCAUUUUUCUUCUAUUUCUGUACUAGAGGCAUAUUAUUGUAUUUAUAUCUUUUCAGUACUUAUACACUGGCACAAAAGCUGGUGUUUUUUAAAUUGCUCUUUUACUGUUCUAGAAAGAACCUUCAUGCCCAAAGUGUAACAAAUUAGAAUGAAUGUAUCAGGUUCUCUGAACCACAGUUGGGACAAUUUGGAUACUUCUUAUGUGGGUAUAAAUCUUGUAAUUUGGCAUAAGUGUCUAGAACCUGGAUGCUAACUUUCCCAUUAACAUUUUCACCUUUUUCACCUUCUUUUUGCUUAUUGUGUUUGUUUUGUCACAUUUACGGUGUAUUGUUCUCACAUUGUGUAUUUACUGAGUGGUUUUACUUUUUAACAUUUUUACACAAUAUAUCAUUUGGUAUUUAAUGCAUGCAUUAAUGUAAUACAGGUUACUAUUAUACUAACAUAUUUUAAUCAGAUGUUUUUGUUAUUAUAUACGCUGCCAGUCAUACAUUUAAAACACCUGGGUUUUUUAAUGUUGUGUUACAUAUUGAUCAGAAAAAAUAUUAUUAAAUAAAGAAAAUACAUUUAAAUCCACAAAAACCUUUAUCCUUGUACUUAACCAUGUUUGACCUGGUAUCUGGGAUUCCAACUGUUUUAUAACAAAAAGAGCCUUAGAUAAAAGUGUUCUUUAACAGUUAAUGUGUAUUUCUAGCUUACUUAGAUUUUCUGGCAGUGUAUACAGAUGCAUACUUUUAUAUAAAUUGAGUGUACUGGUGUAGUUUUUCAUUAUCUUCAUUAAAUAAACAAUUUUUAAACACUA
This is a messenger RNA of Trichomycterus rosablanca, 2367 nucleotides long. It is a transcript of the gene gsdf, whose product is annotated as gonadal somatic cell derived factor. Gene Ontology annotation, molecular function: growth factor activity. Bases 438 to 1088 code for a protein of 216 amino acids. The transcript is spliced from 5 exons. Lineage: Eukaryota; Metazoa; Chordata; Actinopteri; Siluriformes; Trichomycteridae. The record is from RefSeq and is a predicted model, not a curated record.